CGUUAGCUCUCAUCACUGAAUCUGAUUGAAGCGACGCGAUUAUGUGACUAUGCUGAAGGCUAACUGAACUUGACGCGACGAGUAAUGUACCCUGUCGAAAAAGGACAGUAGGAGGAGGACUAGGAGGCGGAGUAGUGGAUGGGACGGAAUCGAAGAUCUGACGAAGGAUCGGCGAACCCGGGCGAAGUGGCGGUCAUUAUGGGGAACCAAUGAGAACCCAAUAAAGGCUUGAGGCUUACUGGAUGACUGCCUUGCUCUUCGCCCGCUACUUGCUCUGAUCCACCACCAUGCCUCGUUUUCUUCAUCUCUAUGCGAUACCGCCUUCUCUAUUAUUCCUCGUCCCGCUUCUCUCCGUCGCCUUUAUUAUUGCCUUUCGUCUUCGCACUGCUUCUCUUCCUCUGUGCUCGUUUAUCCCUGUCUUCACCAUCGCCUUGCUCUCGCUUUUCGUCGGUGGAUUUGGUCUUGCAGCACUAACAGAGCAGUCGGGCAACGCGAUGGAGAGCACUGAGACCGUAUUUCUGACGCUGCUGAGGCUGGAACUCGCGAUAUGCCUCAUUUACCUAAUAUCCGCAUCGGUGAAGCCAGAGACGAUCCCGCGACGUCAGCUUUGUAUGUACAAUGCUAUUCUAGCCCUUGUAAUUCUAUGUGCGACACUGGUUUCGUUUAUUUCGCCUUUCAUACAACCGAAGAUCCCGCUUCUGCUCUCGCCGUUUCUCUAUCUUCUUUUCGCAACGCUUUCUCUUCCGCUUCUCACUUAUAUCUGUCUCGCUGCUCUUUCGCAUCCUGUCGUUCUGAGGCCACCUGCGCCGCAGCCUCUUCGAAUUCCAGCAGUACCACCAUCGGCAUAUUUCUCCACACCUGACACUCCGCCGCCGUCGCCUUCAAGCUUCAAGCGAUUUUCUCUCGAUUUGGCUCGCGAUCCAGGUGUACUCCAAAUUCCCGAACCUAUACGUUCGCAUCCGAGUAUUCCACGUCAAAAGCACACCAAUGACACCAUUCUCCCCAUCCACAUCCACGUCCUGGAGCGACUUACUCGUGACCGAACAACCACGACCCGAGCACCGCGCAGUACUGACGCACAGGGUUAUCAACGCGCCGUAUCCCUACUCCUCCUGGUUGCUCAGGUAUCAGCAUUGUUAACGUUUGCAUUUGAUAUAUGCGUCAUAGUGCUCGUACAAAAUCCUUCGGACGAUCAGGGACGCGCCGGAACCGUUUCAGCGAUCCUGAACGAGAUAAACCUUGGUGUAUGGAACGUCUCCGUUGUAUUUCGGUCCCUAAAAUGCAUCUUCACCGUGUUGUGGGUGGGGUGCAUAAUGGUUGCUUGGCUAGCUCACCUCAGAUCCCCCGUUAAAUGCCCUAUCGCGCCCAUGUCGUGGCCCCCUGCAGCUCCCCGGGAACAGCAUCCUCGCCCACCGAGCACGUCGUCAUCGUUCUGCUCUCCCGGCUUAAAGCGCAGCACAACGAUUUCACGGAUUGCAUCCCGCGUACGUUCGCCUCGGUUAGAGCGUAGUAUCGCUCAUGGGGACCCUUCACCUUCACCGUUACCCCAGCGAGCCUAUUCCAAUAUCUUAGAUGGAAUCAGGAGCAGCUUCCACUCGCAUCGCUCGAGCAUACCCAUCCGACCCCAAUCCAAUUUCACGUCCCAGCCGUGCUCAGAUCCGCAAAGGCGACGACGGAAAUUCCCCUCGCUCCAUAUCACCAUCCCUACAAUUCCGCGAAGACCCCGUUCGCCGGGUUACUUGUAUCCUCCGCAGGCGCAGUCUCCGCCGCGUUCGCCACCGUUGGACAUGUGUAAUCUUAACGACCCUUUUGCUCCGCCUUCGCCGGGGGCAGUAUACUCAUACGAUACUCAGCGGCAGUCCGCCGUGAAUGUCAGCGAAGAGGGUGUUGCGGAGACGCGACUGAGUGCAUGGGGAUCUCUAACGUUACCUCCGAAGAGAUCCCCGCCACGAUUGCGUUCGCGACGAGACGGCGGUGGCGGUACGAGUGGAGGUGGUGGUGGUGCUAUUGUUGAAGAGGCGAUGUUGGCUGAAAAGCUACUCGAAAGAUUAGAUUCGGAAUGUUCGAGUUGAAUCAGUUGAUCUGAUCUGAUCUCUUUAUUUUCCGUUCCCUUUUUUCUCUCUCAUGUUAUUGGGCUGUUGUUACACUGGUUCACGCUUACAGUAUCAGUUAUUCAGGAUGUCUUAAAAGCUUUGUUUUUUUUUAUUCGAUAUUUUUUUUUCUCCGUUUUUGAAUGGUGGUUGUAUUUGUAUUGUACAGUACCUACUUUACGGCGACGCUAGGUGGCCGCGAUAGGUACUGUUGUAGUUGUAGUAGACGUAAGCUUUAUCGCAUACAUGUACAAGUC
Molecule: messenger RNA, 2347 nt
Organism: Desarmillaria tabescens
Lineage: Eukaryota; Fungi; Basidiomycota; Agaricomycetes; Agaricales; Physalacriaceae
Exons: 4
Coding region: 288-2072 (594 amino acids)
Source: RefSeq, a predicted model, not a curated record